CAGAUCUAGGAAAGCUCAUUUUAUCUUCAAGCAAACGUCCUGUCCGCACGGUACGUCCUCAGCAUAUUCUCAUCAGAGAUCGACUCAUUACGAAAACCAAGCCAACCGAAGGUACUCUCAUCACAGCCAAAUGCCAAUCACAAGGAAUUAUACAACACAAUAAUUAAUACAAGGAAUUACUCAACCCACCAGUGAUUCACCAAUGGUAUCUCCACUGGUUCUUCUCCUAAGCUUGUGCUUAGUAUGUUGCAAGUCAGCUGCAGAAGCUGAUCUCAUGUCGGAGUUCGACCAUAAUGCCGUCCUAGAUACCCAUGAGAAGAUGAAACUGUAUUGGAGUACUGAUUUGGACGCAAAAAUGAUUUAUUUCGCCAUGGAAGCGGUGAGCACUGGAUGGGUAGGACUUGGGUUUUCAGAAAAUGGAGCCAUGAUCGGUAGUGAUGUUGUGAUAGGCUGGGUCAAAGACGGUAAAGGAAAUUUAAAGGAUCAUUUUGCAACAUCCAGUUCAAGUCUGGUUGUCGACCAUCAACAAGACUAUGAACUCACUGGGUACAAAGAAAGUGGUGGGAAAGCGGUGUUAAGAUUUCAAAGAAAAUUUGACACGCACGAUCCUUGGGACAGGAAAUUUGAGAAAGGAGACACAAAUGUCAUAUUUGCGUUUCACUCAGAGAACCCAGACUCGCCGAUGGAAAUUCCAAAACAAGUUUUCAGAGUGUCAAGGAGAAUGAUAUCGUUUGUCAAAAGGAACAAGAGAGCCGCUGACAACGGCGAAAGCGGAGAGAAGAGAUUCAGGUUCACUGCAAGGAACGUAACCAUUCCUUCAAGAAAAUCAACCUACUGGUGUACAGUCUCACGAGGUCCCAACUUGAAAUCCAAGCACCACAUCACUAGGUUCGAAGCUAAGAUCCAAGCAGAAAACAAAGACUUGGUUCAUCAUAUGGCGCUGUUCCAGUGUUACACUGAUUACAACUUCGCCAGCGAAUUCUUCCUUCAAGGGGGUGAUUGCUUUGCCAAUAAUAUGUUUGCAAAGUGUAAAGGAUUCAAUUCAAUUGCUGUCGCUGGUGCAGGGAUAGAGACCCACAUCAACUUACCAGACCAUGUUGGUUUCCCAAUCGGUGGCGAAGAUCUGCCCAAAAUCUAUUUGCUAGAAAUCUUUUACAGUAAUCCGGGAAAAAAGGAAGGAAAAAUAGACAGCUCAGGAUUUGAUCUGUAUUACACUCAGAAUGUUCGGACUUAUGACGCUGGAAUGGUGUAUCUGGGAACCAAACUGGAUGAUUGGCAAAUUAUUCCUCCUAAACAGAAAGAUUGGGUUUUGGUUGGCUACUGCAUGCAUCAAUGCACCGAGGAUAAGUUCAAUUCUACGUCUUUGCCAGGAAAAGGAAUCAAAAUAUUUGCAGCUAAUACCCACAUGCACUCAGCAGGUCGCGCCGCCUGGAUUAAACAUAUUCGUAAUGGGAAGGAAUUACCAGAAAUUGAUUGUACAGACAAGUUUGACUUUCCGAAGGAGCAGAAACUGCGGCUCUUAAAAAAGGAAGCUCAUAUCAAACCGGGUGAUGACCUCAUCCAGUUUUGCAAGUAUGAUUCUUUGAAUUCAAAGAAACUGAUCAAGGGAGGUAUCGAUGGUGACGAUGAAAUGUGCUUUGGAAUUGUGUUUUAUUAUCCGCGGAUAUCUGGCUUUUUAAGAUGUCAGAGCGUCUCAAUUGAUCCAUCCUUAAAGCUACUGAACAAAUAUUUUAACAAACCAAAGGUCACUUCACUGAAUAGCAACCCACUUGUUCAUCGUAACGCAACCUGGAGUGAUGCGAUGGUUGCUGACUUCAGGGAAUACGAACGUAACAACGAAAAAGUCAUUCCUGAAUGUAUUUACAAAGCCAAUUUGACAACUAAUGAUUUGAAAAACGUCACCAUCAAUGUGCCAAUUCCGAAAAUUUCCGAGGGCUUGCCUCCUGAGCAGCAUACAUGUCAGUCUCAAGUGAUCUCCUCGGAAUCUGUGAAUCUGUCUCGUUCGGCUUGUACUUUUGUUUUCGGAACACUGUGUGCUUUGGUUGGUGCGUUAAAGUAACAGUGACGGUGCACUGCGAGAUGCACAACUCGCGAUACCUAUUGAUAGGAGGUUUUUAGACUCUGUAGUUGUAGUUGAUAUUAUAAAUUGACCGGUAGAAUAUGAAUGAUUCAUUUCCGACUUUAGGUUAGAAUAAACAGGUAGUUCUGAAUAAUUGAACCUUUUAUUAUCAGAGGCUCAUUUUGUGGCGAAGGGUUAAUUUUUUGUAGGGUAAUGUAGGGAGAGGUAAAACAGCUUUUGUCCUUUUUGUUUUGAUUCGGUGCUUUCCAUAUAUUCGAUGAUCUCUUUUGAUGAGUUUUUAAUAAACCAUGCAAAUUAAUCAUUGAAGAUCAGAACUUGAAGGUUUGCGUCGAGAUGUUUUCGUUUUUCAUAAAUAUAACAGGAUAACGGGUCUAGGAGAUUUCAGUAGCCGGCAUCUUUUUCUUAAAUAAAUGUUUUUAUUUAAAUGCGUAGUUGUUGAUACUUUUUAGUGCGUGUACGUCCAACGCAGGCUAGGGAUGGUUUCCUUUGCUUCUCUACGUUCAAACAAUAAGAAAUAACUUAAGUCGCAGCACCUUUUACACUAAACUCGACUUGUUCUCAGUAGUCAAAUGAAUAAAGGGGGUAAGUUUCUGAAGAAA
Molecule: messenger RNA, 2679 nt
Organism: Stylophora pistillata
Lineage: Eukaryota; Metazoa; Cnidaria; Anthozoa; Scleractinia; Pocilloporidae
Product: DBH-like monooxygenase protein 1 homolog
Biological process (GO): octopamine biosynthetic process; norepinephrine biosynthetic process; dopamine catabolic process
Cellular component (GO): secretory granule membrane
Molecular function (GO): copper ion binding; dopamine beta-monooxygenase activity
Source: RefSeq, a predicted model, not a curated record